CCGCUUCCCCCCCUCCCCCCCGCCCCGCUCCCCUCUGCUCUCCCCGGCUGCGCUGGUUGCUGCGCUCGGCCAUGGCGGCCCCGGCGGAGCUGAGCGCGGAGCGGCUGCGGGCGCUGCCCGGCAGCUGGAGUUACGGGAUCAGCCAGGGCGGCCGCGUCUUCUUCAUCAACGAGGAGGCGAAGAGCACGACCUGGCUGCACCCGCUGACCGGAGAGGCCGUGAUCACCGGGCACCGCCGCAGCGCAGACUUACCCACAGGUUGGGAGGAAGCUUACACUUUCGAAGGUGCAAGAUACUAUGUAAAUCAUAAUGAACGAAAAGUAACCUGCAAACAUCCAGUAACGGGACAGCCAUCGCAGGACAACUGUAUUUUUGUUGUGAAUGAACAGACUGCUGCAGCAAUGACGUCUGAAGAAAAGAAGGAGAGACCUGUAAGCAUGAUAUGUGAAGCAACUAACUAUAAUCUGACAUCAGAUUAUGCUGCUCAUCCAAUGAGCCCUGUGGGCAGAACAUCGCGAUCGUCAAAGAAGGUUCAUAAUUUUGGGAAGAGAUCAAACUCAAUAAAGAGAAAUCCUAAUGCACCAGUUGUCAGACGUGGCUGGCUCUACAAACAGGACAGUACUGGAAUGAAGUUAUGGAAGAAGCGGUGGUUUGUUCUCUCAGAUCUGUGCCUCUUCUAUUACAGAGAUGAGAAGGAAGAAGGAAUACUAGGUAGUAUACUUCUACCUAGUUUUCAGAUAUCUGUGCUUUCUCCUGAGGACCAUAUUAACCGGAAAUAUGCCUUUAAAGCAGCUCAUCCAAACAUGAGGACAUAUUAUUUCUGCACAGAUACGGGAAAGGAAAUGGAGUUGUGGAUGAAAGCCAUGACAGAUGCAGCACUUGUGCAGACAGAGCCUGUGAAAAGAGUUGAGAAGUUCACCACUGAAAAUACACCACCGCGAGAGGCCAAUAAUAUUUCAAACCAUCGGGUGCUAAUUAAGCCAGAGGCACAAAACAAUCAGAAAAACAGAGAAGUGAACAAAAAUGAAGAGAAGAAGGCUUUGGAAGCUGAAAAAUAUGGAUUCCAGAAAGUUGGGCAAGAUAAACCAUUAACAAAAAUUAACAGUGUGAAGCUAAAUCCUUUGGGAUCGGAAUACAGGACUCUGCCCAUAACCACAGUUCAGGCUGGACACUUCAGACCAGUUCAUUUAAAUGGAGCUGAGAAUAAAGCUGUUGGUGUUGUCCUGGCAGAUACUGGAGAUGGAGGUCAGCACAAUGCAAUUCAGUCACAUAUGGAGUCUGAACGAGUUAUGCAGAGAACUAAUUCAAUGCUGCAGUUGGAACAGUGGAUUAAAAUACAGAGAGGAAAAGGGCAAGAGGAGGAAGCAAGAGGUAUAAUCUCAUAUCAGACGUUACCAAGAAACAUGCCAAGCCAUCGACCUCAAGCUUUACCCCGGUACCCAGAAGGAUACAGAACGCUGCCUCGAAACAGCAAAGCAAGGCCAGAGAGCCUCUGCAGCGUGACACCAUCAGCCUACGACAGAGCCAUAGGACCUGUGACAGCUGAAGAAAAACGAAGGUCAAUGCGUGAUGACACGAUGUGGCAGCUCUACGAGUGGCAGCAACGUCAGUUUUACAAUAAGCAAACGACUCUUACUAGGCACAGUACUUUAAGUAGCCCAAAAACGAUGAUCAACAUUGCUGAUCAGACGAUGCAUUCAAUUCCCACCUCGCCUUCUCAUGGUUCGAUAGCGGGUUUCCAAGGGUAUUCCCCACAGCGGACCUACAGAUCAGAAGUGUCAUCACCAGUGCAAAGAGGAGAUGUGACUAUCGAUCGGAGACACAGAGCCCAUCAUGCUAAGCAUGUCUAUAUGCCUGACAGAAGGUCAAUGCCGGCAGUUCUAAGUUUACAGCCUGUUACUCCUCAGAGCCUCCAAGGCAAAACACCAGAGGAGCUCACGCUGCUGCUAAUAAAGCUGAGACGGCAGCAAGCUGAACUGAGUAGUAUCCGGGAACACACACUAGCACAGCUCAUGCAACUAAAACUUGAGGCCAACAGCCCAAAGAGUGAGAUUCUUUCGCAUCACCUUCAAAGGAAUGCCAUAUAUUUGGAUCAUCAGAUGAAAGAGAAUGAACCUUUAAUCACCAUGGUUCACACUAUGAUUGAGAACUCGGCGCUAAGACCACAACUGUACCAGCAAUUAACACAAGAAGAAUGUAGGGGUACACUAUACAAAUAUAGAACUGAAGAGCUGGAUAUUGAUGCUAAGCUUAGCCGUUUAUGUGAACAAGAUAAAGUUGUACAAGCACUGGAAGAGAAGCUUCAACAGCUACACAAGGAGAAAUACACGCUUGAGCAAGCUUUGCUAUCAGCAAGUCAGGAGAUAGAAAUGAAUGCAGAUAACCCAGCAGCCAUACAAAAUGUAGUCUUACAGAGAGAUGACUUACAGAAUGGACUACUUGGCACUUGUCGAGAAGUAUCGCGAGCUACUGCAGAACUGGAAAGAGCUUGGAGAGAAUAUGAUAAACUAGAAUAUGAUGUAACAGCAACAAGGAACCAUAUGCAGGAGCAACUUGAUCGGCUUGGAGAAAUUCAGACUGAGUCAGCUGGGAUACAGCGUGCUCAGAUUCAGAAGGAACUGUGGAGAAUUCAAGAUGUCAUGGAAGGUUUAAGUAAACAUAAACAGCAAAGAAGCUCUUCAGAUGCAGGCAUCAUGGGAUCAAGGACAUUUUCUGCUAUUAAAUAUAAAAACGAGGAAGAGGAAGUAGUCCCACCUCGUCCUCCACUCCCUCGGUCCUAUGACUUUACAGAGCAUCCUCCCAUAAUCCCCCCUCUGCCCAGUGAUAGCAGCUCCUUGCUCUGUUAUAGCAGGGGCCCAGUACAUCUGCCAGAAGAAAAGAAGAUUCACCAAGUUCAAGGAUAUCAGAGAAAUGGAUCUCACUGUGGUCCUGAUUAUAGGCUUUAUAAGAGUGAACCAGAGUUAACUACAGUAGCAGAAGUGGAUGAAUCUAAUGGUGAAGAAAAAACAGAACAAAUGUUAGAAUCAGAAUCUGCAGCUAAAGGCUCACAUUUCCCAGUGGGAGUUGUACCACCCAGAACCAAAUCACCAACUCCAGAAUCUUCAACAAUAGCAUCCUACGUCACUUUAAGGAAGAAUAAGAAGAUAGAUCUAAGAACGGAAAGACCAAGAAGUGCAGUGGAGCAGUUGUGUCUUGCAGAAAGCACACGGCCUCGAAUGACUGUGGAGGAACAGAUGGAAAGAAUAAAAAGACACCAACAAGCAUGUCUGAGAGAGAAAAGGAAAGGACUAAACAUUAUUGGUGUUUCAGACCAGUCACCUUCACAGAGCCUGUCUUUUGUCAGAGAUAACCCAUUCAAAUCGGCACAGAAUCGCAAAAAGGAUGACACUGUACAUAGUCACAUAAAGGACUUAGAGAGCACCACUAAAGACAAUAAUUUGAAACAAAAUAAUGGAAGUCCUGACGAAGAAAUAGUGCAAGUAAAACACGAUGGAGAACAAGAACAUAAUUCAGGUUUUACUAAAGAGCUGACAAAAACCGAUGAUUUUUUAUCAGAUACACAUGUUGUAUCUGACUCAAAAGAAGUGAAUAAUGAAGAGAAAGCAGAAAAGGAAAAGAAUAAUAAAGUGGAAGAAACACGUGAUGGUGAUAUAAGCUUGCAGAGUAUGACCACAGUUGCAAACCACAAACCCAAAACCAGUUCAGAAGAAAGCGAAGCAGUCAGCGUUCAAGAGCAAAAAGGAAUUAUUGCUUCAUUUGAAUUAGCAGCACAGUCUUCAAAAGGAAAUCAGGCAACAGCAGUGAAAAGUUUGCCUUCUUCACCAGAAUCGUCAUUGUCACCAGCUUCAUCUACACAACCACAGCUCACAGAAGGAUCACAUUUCAUCUCUAAUGACUUCUGUUGAAACAAUUCAUGCCUGAGAUGUAUGGACCCGACCUAUGGAAAUGUGAGAAGAUAUUGUACAGUAUAUUUUAAAUCUAUGAAAUUCAUAGUUCUGAUGCUUUUGGCCGCAGAGCAUCAUUUUAUCACUUCCUGGAAAAUGUUUAUUCCAAGAGAGCUUUAAAUGGCCCAUAUGUACACUCAACAACCUUCAGAUCGUUCUCCUGAUACCAGCUUGCUGCUAUGAUUUCUGUGCACAUCCAAUAAAGGCUCUUCUCAGUGUGCAGCCUAUAGUCAGGACUUUAUUUUCCAGAAUUUAAUGUUCUUUUAAUUAUGGAUCACAUAAGUUUACUUUUUGGCUUCUUUUAGAUGCAUAACUCAGUUAAUUUUACAUAUCACCACUAAAACCCCGUUUUACACUUUUUAAACACUACAAUUUAUUGUUUUAACAUUUUAUUUGUAAAAUUUUUAUAUAUAUAUAUACAUAUAGAUAUAUUUAAAAUGUGCCAUUUUUAUUAUUGCUUAGUAAAAGAUGUUCCGUUUCUGUUGUAAUUAUUCCUUGGUCAGGUUGAAAUGUCAGCAGUUACUGCCACACUUCUGUCAACAUAUACUUCAAUGUCAGUGCUUACUUUUACUUAAAUAAAAUGGAGUGUAGGUAUUUUGAGGUACUGGGCUUUUCCUUUGUUGGGUUAGCGUGUGUACAGCAAUAAGCAGGUUCUCAGUCCAGUACUUAGUUUGUGUACAAAUGUAAUUAUGUUCAUUGUAUAUAUAUUAUACAAUGAGCACAUGCGAUGUAAGUAAAGAAGCCACUUAUUGUUCAGAUAAGAAUGUUCAUAACCCAUUUCUUUUAUAUCAUAAGAAAUAAAUGUUGAUGUUCUUAAGGACUGGUAUGGUUAGUAUUUCUUCCAGCAAGCAGAUGUCAUACAGCAUAUUCCACCUUUUGAUGUGGGGAGUGCAACAAUCUUAUCUCACUGGCGACACCACCUGUCAACCAGAGUAGCAUGACAGACUCUUAAGAUUCCAGUCUUCCUCUACAGGAAAGAAUAAGGCUGCAACACACGACAAAAAGACAACGCGAGAUCGAGAUGCAAGAAAUACAGGUUCAGCUCCUGACUCUCCCGGGCUUGUAUCACCAUGUUGGAAUAAUCGCUUAGUCAUUCUGCGUGCCUCCAUUUCCUGCCUGUUUAUUUGAGACGGAAUAGCCCGCCUUGCUGAGGUGUGGCAAGCAGUCACUCAGUGUUUGGAAACAUCGAAUGCCACAUUCAGCAAGGCUAAGGAGAGACGUAUGGUGAUUCCUUGAGGCUCUGACAUCUGCAAAGCAUCUUCCAGAAACCGAAAGAAAACCCAAGGCCAUUUGUCAAGUGUCAUCAUCCUACAGAUGUUGCUGGCUUCACUUCUUCUUACGCAGCUGUCUGAAUUUGCCUGAGACAAGAGGUUUAGAAAGGAAUGAUGAAAAAUGAAAUGAUUUAAAGGGCAAGCUUUUGAGUCUAAAAUGUGAAGCUAAGAAACCUUUUAAAGAUUCGAGCAACCGCUGUGUGCUUCAGUGCAUGUGCGUGCCAUAAGUAGUAAGGAAAGUUUCUUAAGAAGGCAACUGCCAGCUCUCAUUGUGCUCUUUCUAUCACACAAAUCAUAGCCCAUUCAAGUUAAUCUUAAGGUACUAGAGACUCUAUAAUUCAUUGUGCUUUUCCAAAGAGGAGUGCCUGAAAUUGACACAUGGUUUGAAAUUAACUCCUUAUCAUUACCACCUUGAGGAGGAGGUUGUGUUUGCUGUACAUUCCUGCCUCUCCCAGCUCUGCUCUCAGUUCUGUCUGGGGCUCUAUGCCACAGAGACACAGAGCACACUGACUACCUAAUUGCUCUGCCUCUUCUUUGAAAAGAACUGGGAGGCAGAAAGAAGUGGCGGAGCUUGGAGGGUCAUAGUGAAAGAGGUGGCGGAAGGAAAGAGAUGAAUCACGGUGCAGGCAGACAGCAUGCAGCUGAAAGUUUGACCAAGUAGCCCUUCCUCUUUUUAUAGAACAAGAGCCCCAGAUUAGCACGUCCUUCCAUCCAAAAUGCAGAACAGGAGGAAUGUGAUUUUUAUAGCUCAGCCAGCUGAGAUUUAAGUUCAGUGGCAUCACUGGAACACCUGAGGCAAAACAAAUAUAACACACCCUGUUCCCUCCCUAACUCUUACACAGAGAGCUGUUCUGCUGUCAAGCUUUGUGAUCUCUUUCUGUCCUCACUGCCAAAAAAAGAAAAGAUUUGCAACCAAUAAAGGAAAGAAUGACUAAGUGGUUUUUGGACAUUUGUAGAUCUUGUCUGCGUUUGAAGCAGCUGUCAGUUUGGUGUGUCUGCACAGUGCGUGCAGUUUAUGCUCAGCUUGGGGGGGCAUGGGAGAAUUUGCAAGUUUUUGCUGGUGUAACUCUUGGCAAAGAUGGCAGGCACGAAUGGUGCAGGAAUGCAGUCACGCUCACAGACUGUAACUUCGCUUCCUGUGGGCGCUUGCAGCGAAGACAUGCCGUUUCAUUGGGUGCUCAAUCUUUUUGUCUUAUGGAAGAGAAUUAAUGGCUCUGCGUUCUCACAGGGCAUUUACUGUCUUUUACCUCAUCAGAACGGCUCAUCCCGGUGAUCGUACUCUGAGAUACAGAAAUAUCAGAAUACUGAUAUCGUCGGCUUUCAAGCAUCUUUUUAAGUUUGUAUCUAGGAUAUUUUUAUAUUUCUGAUCGAUUGCUUUAUUGGCUAUUGCACUGACACUUGUAUAUAUACAGAACAUGUACUUUUUUUUUUUUUUUUUUUUCAAAAGCAAGAGUCCUUAGGAAUAAUGCAACACAUUCUCUACAGAUGUUCAUGCUUUUCGGAACCAAUUACAUCUAUUUUUUGUCUUCUGUUCACCAUUUGCAUUGUUCCAAGACUACUAGAGAAUGUGAUUCUUUUCACUCCCCCAAUAAAGUGACAUAACUCAAAAAGUUA
Messenger RNA from Coturnix japonica (Japanese quail), 6829 nucleotides. It is a transcript of the gene PLEKHA5, whose product is annotated as pleckstrin homology domain containing A5. The record is from RefSeq and is a predicted model, not a curated record. Gene Ontology annotation, cellular component: cytosol. Gene Ontology annotation, molecular function: phosphatidylinositol-3,5-bisphosphate binding; phosphatidylinositol-4-phosphate binding; phosphatidylinositol-5-phosphate binding. NCBI's taxonomy places the organism in Eukaryota, Metazoa, Chordata, Aves, Galliformes, Phasianidae.